AUGGACGGGCACCAACAGACACUUGCCGCUGCCCUGCAACAUCUGUACACCCUCCCGGCUACUGAUGUCAGACAUAGCUCAGGGUUUCGGGGCAUAGUGAGAGGAUUCACUUCAGACCGAGAAGCUCUUUUGCUUUCUAUUCCCCCUCUUUCUAGUUCACCACAACGUCCGCUUCAUCUUUUAUGUCUGCUUCUCAUGGAAAUCCCCGGACCAUGGCCAACCGUCGCGCUACUUCGAACCCAUGCCCGUCUACUUCAGCCUCUGACCAACACUUCGCCAACUGAAGACGUGGCACUUCUCAUGGAAAACACCGAGAAACUAGUCCGAGAGUCACACACUUCAAUGCUGCAGUUGCUGAGCCAAAAUGAUCGACCUGCCAUUCUCUCUCCCGAUGGCAAGCAAAGAAUCUCACACCGAGACCUCUACGAGUUUGUCAAUGACUUCGCUUUACCAAUCGACUGCACCGACCGCAAGCCAGUCAUCGCAAUUGCGCUUCCAAAUGGGCCCCUUCUUGCUGCCGUCUGCAUUGCUGUGUCUGCAUACUACACAGCGGCGCCAAUCGACCCGACGACCGGCCCCGAUGAAUUUCAAGCUGACGUGGUGCAGUCUGGUGCACGCUGCAUCAUGACGACCGAAUCGGACUAUUGUCGCCUUCUUCUCGCUGAGUCCUGGACACAGAACGUCGGUGUGAAAGCGAUCAUGGUAGAAUGGACGGACGACAAGAUCGGACUUCGAGACGGUAAAGGGGCCCGCAUUGACACUGCAGGCCUCCCAAAGCCACAGCCCAAUCAAGCGGAUGAUAUUGCAAUCGUGUUAUCAACAAAUGGGCCCUGGGGCAAAGAUGUUCUUCCAUUGACAACUCAGGCCAUGUUAGUCGAAGUCGCUUCUACCAUCGGCACCUGGAGCCUUGGGCCCACUGACAUUGGCGUCAACAUGAUGGCCUUGCAUCAAAUUUGUGGGCUUCUGAAAGGUUUACUUGCACCCAUCUUUUCCGGCGGUUGCACUAUAUGCUGUCCAGCAUUCGACGCAACAGCCUUCUGGGACAUUUUGAACGAGAGGUGUCCAACUUGGUAUCAUGCGUCACCAUCCAUGCAUUUAGUCAUCCUAGCCAAAGCUUCCCAAGCCAAGGCAUCACGUCUGAGCGCGAUUCGUCUGGUUUGUGAUGCGGGUGGCGGACUGCCACCCGCCCUGGCACGUAAGCUUCGAGACACAUUCCGUUGCGAGGUCCACUCCAACGACGACAUAGCCAUCCAUAAGGAAGACCCACGACGCCUAGUCGAGACCUCCAGUCUCGCGCUAUCAACGUUUCCAGACAAUAGACCACUUCGGAGAGCUGGGACCCUGUCAGUGGCCCCAAGCCAGGUCGAUUACCUUGGCGAUGAUGGAUACUCCUAUGUCAUGGGCCGGAGUCGAGAUGGCAUUACCCGCAGCAAGGAGGUCAUAUCUCCUUUUGAGGUUGAGCGGGCCAUCAUGACAGCAGCGAUGAGCCUGGAGUCACCGAUCUGUGGAAAGCUCUCGCAAGCUCUCGUCUUUGCCGUAAAAGACGAAACGCAUGGCGAAACAUUGGGUGUUGUUCUUGUAUCCGCUCCCGAUGCACAGCGUAUCGACGUGUGGACGCUCUAUGGAGCGCUGCACAACCUGUCCCCAUCGAAGCGGCCUGCCCUCAUCGUAUACAUGGACGAUAUGCCGGACAAGAAUCAUCAGAGCUUGCGACCCCAGCUUGCAGACCGUCUAGGUCUACCUGAACUCACGGCCCAAACACCGUACCUCGCCAAACAUUGGGAGGCAAGAUGUCCUCCCGCUGGGACGGAAGUCUCAACGCCUAUUCAAUGCAGCAAAUGUGAGCUCGAUCGUGAGGCCAUCACUAUCAUUAUGCGAUCCAUCAUCCCGAGCGGCUAUCAAGCGUGUCUUCGCUUGAGUCCAGAUGACGGUAGUCUGGAGGCUUUUGUCGCUCCCAAAGCUUUUGGCAUGCAGGGUUUGACGGCAGACUGGCCACCGCAUAUCAAGCGCAUGAUGUCGCUUGCUUUGCCUGGAUUCAUGGUCCCGACAAAACUUCACGUUCUACCGGAGCCAUUUGCCGAGGAUCCCUUCGGUGUCGUGGAUGAGGAACUCCUUGACGUUCAUGCUUACCCGAAACCAUCAGUCAAGCCUGUGUCUCCGACGCAGAAGCGUGUUGUCAAGGCCUUUGCCGAUAUUCUCAUGUGGGACUCCGGCAAGAUUGACCCAGACAUGAACUUUUUCAGCAUGGGUGGAGACCGUAUAGCUGCCGAGAAGCUUCUCGCGCAUUUACGCGCUGACUUCGACCUGCACAUGCCAGCCAGUCUUGUGUUCAACCACGGCACUGUGAAGGCAAUUGCAGCAUACGUCGACGCCGCAUCAAAUCAAGCUCCCGAGCCAGAGUCACCUGCCAUUAAAGCCGUCCCGACAAAGACAUACAGCUCCACUAACCCAUUCCUCAUGCUGCUACAGCUGCUGCCACUCUGCGUCUUCUAUCCCUUGCGUCGAGCUUGCCAGUGGACAGUCUUUUUGACCGUACUGAGUCGAACACGCUUCUGGAUGACAAACGCCUGGCUCAUGGGCCGCCUCGCAAAUCUUGUUGGCUCUAUCACUGUUGGCUACAUAGUGGUCCAACUCUUCUCGCCUUUCUUCGGGAUUGCCAUGAAAUGGAUCAUCAUUGGCCGCUAUCGAGAAGGCGUAUAUCCAAUGUGGGGAGCAUAUCACACCCGCUGGUGGUUGGUUCAAAAGAUUGUCACUGUAGCCGGUACAGGCUACUUCAACACCAACAACUUUACAAAAGCUAUGUACUGUCGCUUGAUGGGAGCCAAGAUCGGGAAAAAUGUUCAGCUUACGGGAGCUUCAUUGGGCGAGUGGGACCUCCUCGACAUUAGGGACGGCGCCAUCCUUAACAACACGGUAUGCCGACCCUUUGCCGUCGAGGCAAACACAUCCAUGUACCUCGGCCGCAUCGUGAUCGGAGAGAACUCUUGCGUUGCCUCUAUUAUAGCUCCGGGUGCAACAAUAUCACCAGGCACCUGCAUUGGGCUGAACUCGUCCAGCUGGGAGCUUCAUGACGCAGACGAAUCGAAUCGACUGCUAUCGGCGAGCCGCGCCCCCGGACCCCACUGGGCUUUGGCAGCGUUUGCCACAUUUCCUCUUUUCACAGUCGCAUGGUUUCUCACACUGACACCGAUGUUCGGAGGCCUCAUGGGCCUCGUCAUCGAGAAGCCCCUCGACAGUCACCUUCCGCUCCGCGAUAUUUUAACAUGGUUCCCUUCCAGCCCGAAAGUGGGAUAUCACUAUCUUUCGAUGAUCUUGCGCACACUCGUCAGUCCCUAUGUGCUCGUGGCAUUCACAGCUCUUGUCAGGAUUGUGCUCGAUAGGUUCAUCGGACCUCCGCGCUCGGGAGACUCCCAAGCCCGAGGGGCUCUCCAAAUUUGGCGCUCGUCACUAAUCAAAACGCUACUCCCCGACGGGCAAUUACGAGAGGCCACUGAGAUGCUUGGCCAGCAUCAUGGCACGACUUCAGUCAUAUGGCGAAUGCUCGGAGCCGAAGUGGGCGAGCGUGUAUACUGGCCGUGCGUCGCGCCCGUUACUGGAGAUUUCGGGCUCGUGCAUAUAGGAAAUGAUGUCCAAUUCGACUCGAAGGCUCAGAUAAUUACAGCUGAUGGCGUCGGAUCUGAGAAAGUUUACAUUGGAGAUGGCGCCAUUAUCGCGGAGCACGCUCGUCUCUUACCCGGUGUUCGUAUUGGCGAGCGAGCAAUCAUGGGACCUGGUUCAAUGACACAGCGCAACAAGAUGUACCCCUCUGAUGGCAUCUAUCUUGGAUCGCAGGGAGGCGACUCUGUAUGCCUUACCUCCGGUCGAUUUGCCAUAGCUGAGAAGGCGGCCAGGCGUCGACGGCUGAUGAAGAGCAUGCCAAGCUGUGACACACUAGUCAGCGCCAGGGCUCUGCAACAUGUUGGCAGCUUUGAUACGCUGGUUGAAUCCCGAGCCAGUCCCGAAAAGCGCCCAGUUGCUGAGGUCGAUUCUCUCAAGGACAUAGACGAAAGCCAAACAACCGAGUCCCCAGAAACGACACCUUUCAGGCGAGCCUUUUAUCAACGUGAAGCGCCAUACCACGUCUCCAGCUCAGCUCUUGUAUUCUUCUACUCGGCCUUUAUAUCAACUUUCACGGUAUUCUUCUGGAAUGUUCCAGUGUUCUGUUCAAUCAAGGUUGUGGGUAGAAUUUUCAACGAUCAUAUGCUGCAGCGGCCCAGUAACUACGACGUUCUAGCCUUGUGGGUGCUUUCAAGCCUGAGCAUGAUUGCCCUCACCACUGGCAGUGCUGUCUUGGCCAUGGGCAUCGUCAUCGGCGCAAAAUGGGCCCUCCUUGGCCGCGUCACUCGAGGCAGUCAAGACUGGGACCGAACCCCAUUUUGCCAGCGCAGGCAGCUGUUUUUGACUGUGGAAAGGCUUGUCUACCGCUGCUGUCGUGGCAAGGGGGUUCCAGGAAUGUUAUCGGGCACGCACUGGCUGGUCAUGUACUAUCGCGCUCUCGGUGCAACCGUCGGCAAAGACGUAGCGCUGUUCGCGAACGGAAAGCCGAAUCUGAUGUUCACGGAACCCGACUUGGUGACCAUUGGGGACCGCGUUGCAAUCGACGACGCCACGUUAGUCACGCACAAGGAUAUUCGAGGCAAGUUUGACUUAGCCGAAGUCAGGAUUGGCGACCGUUGCGUUCUUCGUUCGGGAAGCAGCAUUCUUAGUGGCGUGACCAUGGAACCUGGUAGUUGCCUCCUCGAGCACACUCUCAUCAUGCAAGACGAGGUUGUGCCAGCAAAUGCCACCAUGCAGGGCUGGCCGGCUGAGAGGUUUGACGGCAACAGAACUGAUCACAACGACGCGCCAGCUAUGGAGGAAUUCGAGGAACCAAAAAUGGCUGAUCAGUCCCGAAACAACUCUGAUGCCACACUCAUUGCUGGCCAGGAAUGGUAA
Verticillium alfalfae VaMs.102 is the source of this 4974-nucleotide messenger RNA. RefSeq names its product AMP-dependent synthetase and ligase. The transcript is spliced from 3 exons. The coding region runs from base 1 to 4974 and encodes 1657 amino acids. The record is from RefSeq and is a predicted model, not a curated record. Gene Ontology annotation, molecular function: medium-chain fatty acid-CoA ligase activity; phosphopantetheine binding. NCBI's taxonomy places the organism in Eukaryota, Fungi, Ascomycota, Sordariomycetes, Glomerellales, Plectosphaerellaceae. Gene Ontology annotation, biological process: fatty acid metabolic process.